Messenger RNA from Salarias fasciatus (jewelled blenny), 1122 nucleotides. Its product is annotated as P2Y purinoceptor 14-like. The record is from RefSeq and is a predicted model, not a curated record. Gene Ontology annotation, biological process: G protein-coupled receptor signaling pathway. Gene Ontology annotation, cellular component: membrane. The coding region runs from base 16 to 1035 and encodes 339 amino acids. The transcript has 3 exons. Gene Ontology annotation, molecular function: G protein-coupled purinergic nucleotide receptor activity. NCBI's taxonomy places the organism in Eukaryota, Metazoa, Chordata, Actinopteri, Blenniiformes, Blenniidae.
GUCUGCCUGGAGGGAAUGGCUCACCUUAACUCCACCCACCUGCCCAACAACCAGUCAGACUUCAGUAGCGUCUUCACACAGCAGGUGCUGCCGCCGCUCUACUUCGUGAUCUUCCUGGUGGGCGUGGCCCUGAACGGCGUAGCUGCCUGCAUCUUCUUCCGCGUGCCGGCGGACUCGGGGCUGGUGGUGUACCUGAAGAACAUGGUGGUGGCCGACCUGCUCAUGUUGUCCACGUUCCCGUUCCGGGUGGCGGCCCAGCUGGGGCUCGGCGGCUGGCGCCUGCAUGUGGUGCUCUGCCGCUACACCGCCGUGCUCUUCUACUCCUCCAUGUACGUGGGAAUCCUCUUCAUGGGCUUCAUCAGCCUGGAGCGCUACGUCAAGAUCGUCCGCCACACGUCUUCCUCCGCCUCCUCGUCCCCAACAUCCUCGCUGCACCUCCUGCAGAGCACUGGCUUUGCCCGGGUGCUGGCACUCCUCACUUGGGGCCUGCUCCUCCUUGGUGUGCUGCCCAACGCCGUGCUGACGAGCCGACCGGCCGACGAGCGGAACGCCCGGCAGUGCAUGCAGCUGAAGACGGCGCUGGGCGUGCAGUGGCACCGAGCCUCCACCCUCUUCAGCGUGUCCCUGUUCUGGGCCACGCUGCUGGUGCUCCUCUUCUGCUACGCCUCCAUCGCCCGCCGCGUCUACCAGACGUACCGCCGCGUCCGCUGCGACAGCGGCGACGUCUGCCGCAAGUCCAACCGCAGCAUCUUCAGCAUCCUGGCCGUCUUCUUCAUCUGCUUCGUGCCGUACCACGUCUGCCGUGUACCCUACACGCUCAGCCAGAUGCCGGCGUCCGGCUUCAGCCGCCAUGCCCGCUUCCUGCUCUUCCAGGCCAAGGAGGGAACGCUCUUUCUGUCGGCGCUCAACGUCUGCCUCGACCCCGUCAUCUACUUCCUGAUGUGCCGCACCUUCAGGGAGUCGCUGCUCCGCAAACUGUCGGGACGAGAGAGGAGGAGGUCACUGACCACGGCCCAGAGCCUCAGCAACAUCUAGGAGGCAAGGAGACGAGGGGGCAAGGAGAGAGAGGAGGAGGUCACUGACCACGGCCCAGAGCCUCAGCAACAUCUAGGAGGCAAGGAG